Molecule: messenger RNA, 2028 nt
Organism: Mucor mucedo
Lineage: Eukaryota; Fungi; Mucoromycota; Mucoromycetes; Mucorales; Mucoraceae
Exons: 4
Coding region: 138-1895 (585 amino acids)
Cellular component (GO): Z disc; nucleus
Molecular function (GO): transcription coregulator activity
Source: RefSeq, a predicted model, not a curated record
AAAUAGGAUAAACCCCAUUAUGGUAAUUAAGCAAUAACAAAAGAUUAAAAAAAAGGGUGUAUAAAUAAAAGGCGUAAAAUUUGGGGUUCUUUAUUCUUUUUUUAGUUCAACUUUUAUUACAACAUCAACAACAAAAAAUGGGAUUCUGUAUUUAUUGCAAUAAAAAUGUUUAUGGUAGCAGCACUUGUCCAAAGUGUUACAGGACGAUUCCUGUCUCCAAUAACACGACUUCAAAAAAUGAUGGUCCUUCAAGAGUUACAGCCAUGUUUCCUGAUCAAAAAAGAUUAAAUCAAACCAACACAGAUAAAUGGCAAGACACUUACAGCAAAAAAGCCAUCUUUAACAGCGGCAUCAACUCUGCGGCACCUACCAGACCAAAGCAACAACGCAACAUGCCUCAAUUCAAUGCAGCCUCUAGUCAGCAAAACAAAUAUGAUUUAAAGAAAUGCAUAACGUGUCAAGGUGGCAAUUGGGCAGACUACCGCAACAAUAGCUCGGUGAUUGUAUGUGAAUCAUGCAAAAAGUCUGGGUUACAGAGUCCUACACCCGAGAGUUCCAGUACCUCAACACCCGUACUUUCAUCCAUGGCUACCUCAAAAUCAAGUUUGACCUCUUCAGCAAACAAGAGUAAUGCUUACUUUCAAUUCCAAAGAACUCGAAGAGCAUCCAUGUUUAAUCGCUCUAACCUCCUUGAGGAAGAAAACCAGGGUUCUAUCCGGAUCAAUGGUCCCUCUCCUACUAGCACUGUCUCUACCUCGGCUCUUGCGCGUUCUCCCAUGAGCUCGCCUCCUACAUCUCCUAUUCUCGAUAGAAUUACAAAUGAACUAAGCGCCAAGCAUAACUUUAGCUAUCGACGUGAGCGUGAAGUGCCUUCUCCUACUGCUUCUGUCAUGACUCCCAGCGUAUCUACCUCUGUUAAGCCUAUUGAACCCAAAAAGACAGAAAGUACUCCUCGUAAAAGAAAGGUUCUCAAGAAGCCAUGUAAGGAAUGUGGCCAACAUGUCUCCAAGAAAGAUUACCGUGGUCUCAAGAUCCAUACUGGUGAAGUUCUUUGUUACCACAGUCAUUGUCUUUUCUGUGCCAAAUGCAAUCAAAAUUUCAACGGCUUGGAUUUCUGUACCGACGGUAAAAACUUUUAUCACACCGAGUGUCCGGAUGCUACCACUAUUUUAAAGAAUCAAUAUGGUAUGGCUCUCCCUCGACGUGACUCACCAUUAAGUGAGGAAGAAGAUGCGUAUCCUAGAACUCCACCCUCGCAUAACACCCACUUUGAUGUUUUAUCCUCUAGCCAGGAAUCAUUGCCUUAUUUAGAGGACAACUUGCUUAAAAAGAAAAAUGUUAUUGUUCCUGAUUUUACCAAUUCUGCAGCUGUUACAUGUCACACCUGUACAAAACCUGUGACCGAUAGUACAUGCUUGGAGCUUGCCAAUCAAUUUUAUCACAAGGAGUGUCUUUUAUGUGCUGGUUGUAACAAGACUGUGCCAACAGACCGUAAAUUAUCUAAAUUCGAGGAUAAACUCUACUGUGAUCAUUGUACGCCCAGCAGCAAAACAAAGAGUGUGAACGGAUUACGGAUCAAUAUUGGAGACCGCCAAAUUCCCAAGCGUGCGCCUACAACGACAACACCUUCCGAUUUACUAAAGUCGCGAAAGAACGUCUUGCCAAGACUGGGUGGGGUUCGUACGUGCGCUCGUUGUAAUCAAAGCAUGCCAUUUUCAGACACCCAACCUGGACCGGGAGCAAGUCGAUGGCAUAAGAAGUGUUUGCGCUGCACGGGGUGUAAAAAACAAAUGGAUUCCGAUGCACAUAUGACAACCAAUGAAGAAACCGGGUUAUGCUUAGUGCAUUGUCGUGAAUGUUUGGAUGAGACACCAAAGCCCAGAUUUGUUCGUUAAGAUUAUUCCCCCAUAACAUAUUUAUCAUAAUCAUUCUGUUAUUUUUUUAUCCCUUUUUACAUAGUAUAUAUAGUUCACACCAUACAUAGUCCUUUUUUUCUUUAAAUAUAAAUUUCUUUUUUAAAAUUACAUG